AAAUAAUGUUGCUUAGAGAUUGGUUAGAAUUAAGAACAUAUGGUGAAGUAUUAACCGAAACAAUAAACAAUUUGUAAACAUAUGGACAAGGAAGUGGAAGAGCCAAUGAUUCUGGUGUUUGUAAAACUAAUGAUUCAUUUGAAUUAUACUACGCUUUCAAUUCUCAAAGACUGCCGUGAGGGCUGGCAAGCCGUCGCAAACAAAUUCCUCCAGUCAAUUAGCCCUAGUCUUAUCUUGUAGAUCAUGGCCUGAUAGGUUGCAAAUCCGUAGCUUUCCGGAUAAACCACCCACCUCCAUCUCCACCUGUCAACUACUACCACAAUAGCUAUACAACAUCUAUAGAAUUACUAGACAAUCACAAUACAAUUACUAUACUUAACCUUACUAAACC
Hyphopichia burtonii NRRL Y-1933 is the source of this 391-nucleotide messenger RNA. RefSeq lists its product as uncharacterized. The coding region runs from base 82 to 240 and encodes 52 amino acids. Lineage: Eukaryota; Fungi; Ascomycota; Pichiomycetes; Serinales; Debaryomycetaceae. The transcript has a single exon. The record is from RefSeq and is a predicted model, not a curated record.